ACAUACUUUCCCCAACUGCAAUUUGCAAAGACUAAAGAUUUCUUUUUUUUUUUUUUUUUCUGCUCAAUUGGAUAGAUUUAUUUUCUGAGGCCAAGCUUUUAAGCAGAAACAACAAAGAGAGAGAAAGCAAACAGGCCCAUAAAUUCUUUAUCUUUUUGUGAGAGAGAGAGAGAGAGAAUAAAAUUAAAUAUUUGGGAGUUAGUUUUUUUUUUUUUUCUUUUUCCUUUUUUUCUGAUGAGUAAUGGCGGAAACUACUAAAAGAAGUAAAUUUUACCACAACCCCAACUAAAAAACACAGCAGCUUAUAAUUUUUCUGGAAUCUAGCCCCCACAAUAUCUGAUUUUCCCCUAUAUCCCACCACCUCUUCUCUUCAUUUUUUUUUCUCCCAUUCUUGUUCACCUUCCUCUUUAAUCACAAAUUCCCUUUGAUCAAGAUUGAAUCUUUUUUUCUGGGUUUUUUUAAAGUUUUAAUCUUUUUUAGUUUUUUUUUGUUAAUAUUGGAUUUUUGAAGAAAAAAAAAAGAAUGGCUGUGUCAAUGGCUUUCUGUGGGAGUAAUUUUGGGAUGUAUAGCAACUUGAAAGCAAUUGAGAAGCAGCCCAAUUUGAGGGCUGCUCCUUUGCUUUGCUCUUUUGGCUUGGAUCCGGUUCACCUUUCAUGCAUUGUUUCCAAGAAGAGCUUAUCAUCUUCGACGAGUAUAUUUAUACCAAAAGCAUCAUCGGCUACUGCUGUGGAGGACGGAAGCUCGAAUGAAACCGACGUCAUUCCCACACCAAGUGUCACAAUAGAUCAAGAUUCCGAUCCAGAUGCCACUAUUGUCGAAAUCACCUUUGGUGAUCGCCUCGGAGCUCUACUCGAUACAAUGAAUGCUCUGAAAAAUCUCGGACUAAACGUUGUCAAGGCGAAUGUGUAUCUCGAUUCUUCUGGCAAGCACAACAAGUUUGUGAUCACUAGAGCUUCAACGGGGAGGAAAAUUGACGACCCGGAAUUGCUUGAGGCGAUCCGUUUGACUAUUAUCAAUAAUAUGCUCGAGUAUCAUCCGGAGUCGAGUGCUCAGUUAGCAAUGGGAGCUGCGUUCGGAAUGAUACCACCACCUGAAAAUGUUGAUGUUGAUAUAGCGACACAUAUCCAUGUCUACGAUGAUGGUCCUGAGCAAAGCUUGCUCGUUGUAGAGACAGCGGAUCGUCCAGGUUUACUGGUGGAUCUUGUCAAGAUCAUAACCGAAAUAAAUAUUGCUGUUAAAUCUGGAGAGUUUGACACCGAGGGAUUGUUGGCAAAGGCAAAAUUUCAUGUGAACUACAAAAAUAAGGCAAUCAUUAAGCCUCUUCAGCAGGUUCUUGCGAAUAGUCUUCGAUACUUCUUGAGGAGACCGAGCACAGAGGAAGGGAGUUUUUGAUACAUUUUGAGGAGGGAGAUGUCUUAAUAAAACCAGUUUAACGAAUAUGCUUUUUCUUGUAGCAUUUUUCAUUCGACAAAAAAAGAAAACGUAAGAAAAUAUAUAUAUGUCAAGAAUUACUGUUUUUCGAAGUAUUACUUGUUUAUUUCGGCAUUAUAUAUGGAUGUAAAUGAUAUCUUUUAAAACGGAGGAUAUUAAUUAUUCGCAGAUUAAGUGUCGUUUUUUCGUC
Molecule: messenger RNA, 1621 nt
Organism: Erythranthe guttata (spotted monkey flower)
Lineage: Eukaryota; Viridiplantae; Streptophyta; Magnoliopsida; Lamiales; Phrymaceae
Gene: ACR11
Product: uridylyltransferase-like protein
Cellular component (GO): chloroplast stroma; chloroplast thylakoid membrane
Source: RefSeq, a predicted model, not a curated record